Messenger RNA from Parastagonospora nodorum SN15, 972 nucleotides. RefSeq lists its product as hypothetical. Lineage: Eukaryota; Fungi; Ascomycota; Dothideomycetes; Pleosporales; Phaeosphaeriaceae. The record is from RefSeq and is a predicted model, not a curated record. The transcript is spliced from 2 exons. Bases 1 to 972 code for a protein of 323 amino acids.
AUGGCUGACCGACUGAGGGACAUGACGCUAGCGUCCGGCUUCACGGCUACGCAACACAGCAAAGCUUCACCUACCCUCGACCCAGCCAACAACAAGCUUUCAGCACCACUUUCUGUCCUCAUAGUUGGCGCAUCGCGAGGUAUCGGCGCAGGCAUUGCUGAAGCCUACGCAAAAGCCGGUGCAGCGAACCUCCUCCUUGCAGCCCGUCAAUCCUCCUUCGACAAAUUACGCGCCGUCGAGCAGAGGGCCAAAGAUGUUGCGCCUUCUUCCAUAGCUACCAAAUGCCUUGACGUUGACAUUACCGACUCCGCCAGCGUGGCUCAGCUCGCCAAAGCAGUGCGAGAGGAAGUCAGUACCCUCGACGUCGUCGUGCUCAACUCUGGAACCGCGGGCCCGAUGGGUCUCAAAGUCGAUGAAGAGGACCCGAAAGAUUUCCAAGGCGUUCUCGACGUCAAUGUCAUCGGGUCAUUCAAUGUUGCGCACCACUUCAUGCCGCUGUUGAAAGAGAGCGGGGGAGCCAAAACGUUCAUUGCGGUUGGAUCGUUCGCUGCGACGGUCACUCAUGAAAACUUGGGGGGCACGUCGUAUUGCAUAUCAAAGUUUGCGCAGGCAAGGCUUGUGGAGUUCUUGUCGGGACAGUAUGGUGAGGACGGGGUUUUGUCUGUCGCGGUUCACCCUGGUGGGGUGGAUACAGAAUUGGCGACAGCGAAUGCGCCAGAAAGUUUUCGCGCUUAUUUGACGGACGAUGUUGGACUGUGUGGUGCAUUCUGUGUUUGGCUUAGUCAAGAGAAGAGAUUGUGGCUGAAUGGCAGACUCUUGAGUGCGAAAUGGGAUGUCGAUGAGCUGGCGGAAAAGAAGAGUAGCAUUGAAGAACAGGACUUGUUGAAGUUUGGCUACAGAGUUGGAAAUCCUGCUGUUAGUGGGCGGGAAUGGUCGGGACUGUCGGAAGUCGUAAAACCUCGUGUGCGUUAG